Cydia pomonella (codling moth) is the source of this 3076-nucleotide messenger RNA. Its product is annotated as spherulin-2A-like. NCBI's taxonomy places the organism in Eukaryota, Metazoa, Arthropoda, Insecta, Lepidoptera, Tortricidae. The coding region runs from base 944 to 1786 and encodes 280 amino acids. The record is from RefSeq and is a predicted model, not a curated record. The transcript has a single exon.
AAAACAAUAACGUUGAAGGAAUAUAGAUACUAUUUGACUGUGGUAUAAGCGUCGUCUCAUAUCUAGUUAAAUACGAGUAUGAAUGAACCUCUACUGAGAUUGUAAUUUUCACUUCCAUCCGUAAAUUCAACCGCCCUAUCGAACCGAGAGGCCGUCAUCAAAAUAUAAUAGCCUUAGCGCCCAAGGUGUCAGCAGAAAUUUUAAUUAUAUUCGUAAAAAAAUGGCGGCCACUGGUGUUGACUCUGUAAUUGGAAUUAUCCCGAAUUGAGGCUUUGAAUAAUGAGUCGCUUAACGAGCGCGGUAAGAGGAUUGCGAAUAAACGUUUUGGGACUGUUUUUGCUGUUACUACUGCUACUAGAUUAAGGUAUAUUUAUAUGUAUAAGUAAUACACGCAAGUGUGUAGUUGAAAUAUAAUAUAAAGAGUAAAAUUACAAUGGUUUAGGCAUUUAAAUCGUGAAAAUACCUAUGAGAAAUAAUGAGACCAUGAAAAUAGAUGAAGUGUAUUACUGAAGUACGAAGUAGCCUCAUCAUUGUAUCAUCCAUACAAGCUUAGCAACAAUUGUUCCUUACCCCGGAAAAUCAUUUUAUGUUUUGUUAUCGCAGAGUUGCCCAAUAACAAACUGCAACGUUUUUUACUUUAUCGCUAACGGUAUAACUUACUCAGCUCAUUCGCGUUCUUUUGGUUUUGCCAGUCAAGUUAAUAGUAUUCGAUAACCUAAAAUCCUGCGCGCACACUCAUCGACACUUGCUCUAGCAAUAUACAGUCGAGAAUGGUGUUAUUUACAUCAAAACAUUAGUGUUAUCUCUCAACAUGAAGGUUUUGCCUAUGCUCCAUACAACAUAGUAUACUUUACAUUGCUUCUGAAGAGACUGAAAAAUUGUCUAUAGAUGGAAGAGUUGCCUAUGCUUCAUAACCAACACGAUACACCUCAACAAUUCGAUAAUGCGGACGCUAAAAUGGAAAACAAAACGAACAAACGGUCGUUCAUACCAGCCCACAUUCAUGCAUAAUUAUAUACAAAAUUACAAAAUGCAAACCCGGAUCAUCAUCAUGCUACUGCCCGCACUGGCUUUCGGCAGAAUAACCGUUCAUAUCAAGGCAGCAGCAAAAAAUGAGUCAUCGGUAACCUUCACUGGGACUGACAGAAACAUCAUCAGCGACAUCGAAAUGAGGAGCUUCAACAUCACUACUUCAAAUCUAAAGGAUGCAGUGCGUGCAUACUCAGGUGGUAGCCCUAGUGAUGUAUUUGUGAAAAGCCCUACGCCAUGGGGAAACUUGUAUGAAAGAUUCAAUUGGAAAGAAGUUACAAGAAUAACAAACGUUAAAAGAGCAAAGAUUACUUAUAUCGCAACUGAAGCAGUAAUAUUAUCUAAAUAUAACUGUACCAACCAGUCUAACCGAUCUGAAAUAGUUUGUGAUGUAAAAGCAGAUGUUGUCAACUAUGUUAAGAACAACUUCAUUGGUAAAGAAAUGUCAAUAAACUCUGAAUAUAAUAUAGAUUUAGUAUGUUUGCAUCGGAAGUUAGUGUUGCGUUUAGGUGUGAAUAAUUUUACCGAAGAUCCUAUGAAUUUGCAAAUUAACGAUAAAAUCACUUUAGAACCCCCCCAAAGUGCUGUGUACGUAUUAAAUGCUACUAAAGUUAAUAUAGACGUGAUAGUAGACUACGAGUCAAGUAUCAUUGGAGAUGUAGCUACUAACUUUAAUCCAAGAUAUAAGGGUCAUCAUUUCUGGGUAUAUAAUAUAAGGGAGCUCAUAGGGUCCGUUGGUAGUAUGUCGUAUAUCUAAAAAAAUACUGAUAUAAUCACCAUGGAAUAUUUUAUUAACGCAUUCGCAUACGCCAUUGAUCAAAAUACUGGGAAGAUGAUUGGAGGAAAAACCCAUAUUGUGCCGCCUAGUGUUCAGUAAAUUUAAAAAAAGUGACGAUUGACAGAAUCAACCAACAAAAAUUAAUACGUGUAAUGCGUAAAAGUUUACCAAAUAUAUUUUUUGGAAAUUUACGCCUUCUAAUUUAGUACCCACUGGAGGAUUCCCUAAUAGUAAAAAAUAACUUUUUUUUAAUCAUCAUUUUGUAUUUGAAUUAAUUUUUUCAGAUCUAAGACAACAAAGGAAAAUUCCAACCAAACGGAAAAAGUUUUCUCAAUUUAUUAUUUAUUUAAUACAUAUAAUGUGUUUGUUUUCCAGAUCUUAACAAGUACUUAAGUGCUAAUUGUCUGAUAUAAAAUGUCAUUUAAACAUUGUGUGAGAGGGACAAUAUUAUAAAACACUUUCAAUACACACACACGCACGCACACACACACGCACGCACACACACAAGCACGCACGCACGCACGCACGCACACACGAACGCUCGCUCGCAUGCACGCUCGCACGUACGCACGCACGUACUCACGCACGCACGCACGCAAGCCCGUACGCACGCACGCACGCACACAUGCACACACACCAUUCACACGAUGACAUAACAUUUUAUAACAGCCAUGUGGGAGCACCAUAACAAUUUAUGUCAUUUACAUGCACCUUAUUAAAACAACGUUUCCAUGAUAUUUAAAUAAAACAAAUUUUGAUGGAUGAAAGCUUAUUUUAUUAGUUACGAGUACAAUGUGCCAUACUAAAUUUACAAAUAACAAAACUUGUUAAUCAUCAAUUACGUAUGCUUACUUUAGUUUUCGUUUUCAAAUAAACAUACCAAUGCAAACCUCCUGUAGUGUUUUGCUAGCAAACGAAACAAGUCUGUGACAUACAUCAUUAGUCGCAGUUCUCAAACUUUAUUUGACUGCAACUUUGGCGGCGCCGAACGAGUUCUGCUUAAAAGCGCUAUGGACAUACCCAGGAUUUUCUGCCAAUUCACUAUUAAAAAUGUCCAUUCAAAAUAUAUAAAGUAGUGCAAGAACACGCAAAGUUCGCACCGACUUAGCCCUCUUGGCAAUGAAAAUUUAUGGCCGCGUUAUACUUCACGUUAAAUUUGGCGGGCAACUGGCGAAGAUGAGCGGAGAUAAAAAGUGACUUUUUUCCGCUCCGCUAGAUUACAACCACUGCCAUUGGUUGUUUUCCGGACGUCUCCUCUCAUCUUCACAU